Molecule: messenger RNA, 1421 nt
Organism: Culicoides brevitarsis
Lineage: Eukaryota; Metazoa; Arthropoda; Insecta; Diptera; Ceratopogonidae
Product: N-acetylglucosaminyl-phosphatidylinositol de-N-acetylase-like
Exons: 3
Coding region: 141-1091 (316 amino acids)
Biological process (GO): GPI anchor biosynthetic process
Cellular component (GO): endoplasmic reticulum
Molecular function (GO): N-acetylglucosaminylphosphatidylinositol deacetylase activity
Source: RefSeq, a predicted model, not a curated record
AGUGUCAAAUCGUGUGUUUUGACUUGCAAUUUUUUCGACUGUGUGUGAAAAAGAAGAAAAACACAAAAGAAAAUCCUUGUCCUUUUUCGCACGACCCAAUGUCGUCACUGUGAUAUUUUGGCACGAACUGCGACCUUGCGAUGAAUUUGACGCUUCUUCCUGCUGGAACAACUACUUUUUCUUCGUUAUUGACUAAUUUUACUGUGAGUUCUGUGAUUGCGGGCGAUUAUGCAAAAAUCCUUUACGAGCACCUUGUAAACUAUUUGCGGAGCGCCCUGGACCAUUUGGUGAUACUACUGUUAAUUUACACUCUCGGGUGUCUCGUUAGCUACUGGUUGAUUUGCUAUUCGCGACGAUGGUGGCGAAGAUUUCGCGGACCGUUCCGCGCCACGAAGCUUCCUGCUGUGAAACGGACCUUGAUUGUGACAGCGCAUCCCGAUGACGAAAGUAUGUUUUUUUCGCCGACAAUUCUCGGCUUGAAGGAGCAAGACCCAAAAUGUCGGAUUUUCGUGUUGUGCUUGUCAAAUGGAAAUUUUGAUAAAAAGGGACGCGAACGACGACGCGAAUUGUGGAAUGCGUGUGAAGUGCUGUCGAUUGACCAAAGUGACGUCACACUUUUGAAUGCGACACAUUUGCAAGACGAUCCGAAUACGGAGUGGAAAGUCGAGAUAAUCGCCCAAAUUGUCCUGAAACACAUCGAAGCGUUGGAUAUUGAACUUGUUAUCACAUUUGAUAAGGACGGCAUUAGUCACCAUCCGAAUCAUUGUGCCAUAUUCUACGCCGUUGCCUCACUUUGUUUCUCGUCCAUGUUACCGAAAGAAUGUAAAGUACUCACACUCGAAUCCGUGAACGUUCUGCGUAAAUACAUAUCUCUCUUUGACUUGCCGAUCAGCUUACUCAUGUCAUCGAAUUGGUCAAUUCUAUCAUGGGCGAAUCGUCGACAUGCACAACGAGCAAUGUGUGAACACAAAUCGCAACUUCUCUGGUUCAGGCGGCUUUACAUCAUUUUCAGUCGUUACAUGAUCAUCAAUUCAUUGCGCGAGAUAGACUUUGAAUUUGAUUUUGAAUUUGAUGUCUUGGAGAAUUCCUGACUGACGAUUUGCACGAUUUUUUGUUGAACAAAGAAAGUUUACCUGUACCUUAAAAAAUAAAGAACAAACACAAGAAUGUUGCGCAACAACCCAGAAAAUAAUUAAAAGUCAGAACCAAAGUUGUGUACUUUCUUGUGCUUUGGAUUUUUCUCUAUUGAUAUGUUACCGCCCAAUUUAUUUAAGUUUUUUUUUGUUGUUAGUCGAAUGACAGUCAAGAUGCAAGCACGUUUUAAAGAUAAAAUAAAUAUAUUUAAAUAAAUAAUGAAUUAAAUUAUUAAAAUAAAUAAAUUUUAAACUUACUAUGAUGCUAAAUAUUGUAAGAAAUUAUUA